CGUUUUAACUGAAGGGUCACACUGAUAACAACAAAAGCAUCGCAAUUUUUGUAAAUUUCAACAAUAAUAUAGCUAUGAUGGCGCGCUGUUUAUCGGAGGUAUUAAUUAAAUAUCAACAUGCAGAGGAGGCCAAAAUAUUAAGCAUAGCUGAUGAACUGGAUGGCGAUGACAAAGAAUUAGUGCGCAAAUUGUAUGAGCCGCUUAAAAUAACCAGCGAGGAUUUGUCGCGUGAAUACAAUCAGGACGAGAAAAGACAGCUUUGUCUGCGCACUAAAGUACGCGUAAAUAUGACACUCUUCAACUGCGUUUGGGAUGCUAAGCGGCGACUGGAGAAAAAGGGACGCCUGGCGAAUCGCUCGGAGCGCUUUAUCAACGCGAUGCUGGUCAAGGCCGUGGCCAAGAAAAUGGUUUUGCCCUACACGCCAGAUGAGAUUGCCAAAUGCAAUUAUAUUAGGCAUUGUCAACUGAAGAAGGAGAACAAUUGUCGAUUAAAUCGCUGGCACCGAGAAUCCUCACAAGCCACUGUCCUGCCCGACAGCAAUGAAAGUUCAUCUCUGUUGUCGUCGCAGAUACCCAACCAGGCGCCGUCCAGCGGCGAGCAAAAGUCAUCAGCAUCAGCAUCAGCACUGAAAUAUCCGGCUUCUGUAGAUUCACAAAAUUCCGCGUCAACGUUGGGGAUUUUUACGAACGAUCCCGAAAUGUGGGUCAUGGAAGAAUCGCAAGAGACAGUUGGUAAAUUAGAGGUUGCGGCGCAUACAGAGGAAUCCAGUUUGCAUGAGUACGGGCCGGACGCAGACUGGGCCGAGGCUGCCGUACAAAUCAAUACCGAGUCCAUAACCAUUGGCACUUUAGACUUGGAUGUGCAGACGCCACAAACCCAGAGUCAGCCAAUUGUAUCAACCACCGAGGACUAUGCCCUCUUCAAUACCCAAGUGCCGGCCACAUCCACGCAAACGCCAUGCUCCGAACCAUUUCUUUAGAGGCAUGCUAACUAAUUGAAUGAGCCAUUUCUUAAACAUUCGCAGAAAUAUGUUACAUAGUUCGACUUUAUUGUGCGUUUUGAGUAUAAAAAUUACCUUAAAACGUUCUAUAUAUACUUUUUUUUAAUGCUAAUAUGCUAGUUAAAAUUGCGUGUGUUUUUAAAUCGUUCGCUUUUUGACCAAUCGCAUGCAUUGGCAUCGUAAAAACUUAUGCUACAAAAAUAUACAUUUAUAAAAUAAAAAUAAUUAUUUUACCCUUGCAGUGGAUAUUGUUACGCUCGAACUGGGCGAAUAAAUAUGGUGAAAACAUUUAUACGAACAAAUUGUAAAAUGUUUUGUUAUAUUUAUG
Drosophila montana is the source of this 1329-nucleotide messenger RNA. It is a transcript of the gene cav, whose product is annotated as caravaggio. The coding region runs from base 75 to 980 and encodes 301 amino acids. Lineage: Eukaryota; Metazoa; Arthropoda; Insecta; Diptera; Drosophilidae. The transcript is spliced from 2 exons. The record is from RefSeq and is a predicted model, not a curated record.